Molecule: messenger RNA, 3259 nt
Organism: Scleropages formosus (Asian bonytongue)
Lineage: Eukaryota; Metazoa; Chordata; Actinopteri; Osteoglossiformes; Osteoglossidae
Product: heat shock factor protein 3-like
Exons: 13
Coding region: 141-1556 (471 amino acids)
Biological process (GO): regulation of DNA-templated transcription
Molecular function (GO): DNA-binding transcription factor activity; sequence-specific DNA binding
Source: RefSeq, a predicted model, not a curated record
GGUGCGUCGUCACGGAAGUGACGUGCUGUACAAACAGCCAUCGCCAAGAUCAACCAAAAACAACGCGUCGACCCUAGGCCUAGGGGCAAAGGAACGAGCGGUGGAGGGUUUGCUGUCUUACGCCGCAAUAAAAUUUGAAAAUGGUGAACAAGAAUUCGUGUGUUCCGGGAUUUGUGUCGAAACUGUGGACGCUGGUUGACAGUCCGAGCACUAAUGAUGUUAUUUGUUGGAGCUCGGGUGGCACAAACUUUAGAAUUCUUGAGGAAGAAAGGUUCACAAAGGAAAUUCUUCCCAAGUACUUCAAGCACAAUAAUUUGUCCAGUUUUAUACGGCAGCUCAACAUGUAUGGUUUUCGCAAAGUACUGUGUUUAGAAGGUGGUCUGGUGAAACCCAAGAACUUAAGUGUGCUGGAGUUCCAUCAUAUGUAUUUCCAGAAAGGAAAAGAGGAUUUGCUUGAAUAUAUUAAACGCAAGGUGUCCUCAGUCCGAACAGAAGAUACUAAGAUCAGCCAGGAGGACAUGUACAAAGUCUUGGAGGAUGUUCAGCUAGUCAGAGGUAAACAGGAAGAUAUGGAUCAAAAGCUUGAAAACAUGAAAAGGGAAAAUGAAACUUUAUGGAAGGAAGUCAGCGCUCUUCGGAGAAAGCACAGUUUACAGCAGAGAACUCUGACUAAGGUGAUUCAGUUCUUUAUCAGUCUUGUUCAAGGGAACUGUGUUGUUGGGAUUAAGAAGAAAAGGCCAUUAACGAUUGACAUGUCUGACAGCCCACCAGCAAAAAUCAGUAAACUGUUACGUGUUCUGCCAAAGGAUGGUGCUUCUUUUAAUGCGAUGUCAGCAUUUAGUAAUACAUCUUCAAGCAAUGUAACCAUUGUUGACAUCACAAAUAAGACAGGGCAAGAGAUCGCAACCAUAUUGGCAGAUGAACUAGACUGUCCUGCUGAAAUCAUCAGUCCUGAAGUCACAGCAGAGGGAGCAGUGGGGAUAUUGGAAGCAGAAGCUAAUGUUCAAUCAUUGGAGCAGGCCUCUUCGUUGCAAGGAGAAGGUGUCGAAGACUUGGGGGAUGAAAUCUUAGAUAGCAUCCUGGCAACAGAAGACACGUCGGUGGCACCGUAUCAGAGUGAAGUAGAGCUGAACAGGGUUGCUAUUCAAGACCACAUCAAUGGCAUUGACUCCUCCUUCGAAGAACUUCAAGCUUUGCUUCGAGGGAAACAGUUCAACGUGCAGCCAAAAUUUAUCAGUAAUCUAUUUAAUCCUGACCUUUUGGAUGCUGAAAUGGACAUGCCAGAAAGCACCAUUACUAUGGGACCCAUGUCAGAAUGGCCAGACAGCAACAUCCAAGGUGAAGAGCUCGCAUUGUCUCCUGGGAGCAGCAAAGGGAACGAGGUGGCACAGUGCACUCCGUCUCAUGUCCUAACGCUGCUGGAUGAGCUGUGCAGCAGCCUGGGUAUGGAAAAGAGCCAGGUGGAGGAACCGCCUGUCACCCCCAGGGCAGAGAGCAGCUCCCCAAAGCCACGCGGGGACGACCUGGUGACCCACACCGGACAGCCCACAGGGUGAUGACACACGUGACGAGGGCUGAAUUAAAGGCGUUGUAUACUGUGGUUUCGUUGUUCCCGCCCCCCUCCCCUCAGAUGGCAUCAAGUACUGCAUGCUUUUCCCAUGAUUACAACAGUCCUGUACUGAUCUUUUUUAAAUAAGAGCUUCAAAUUCUUUCAGUAUUGGAUGGAAUAUUAGAUGGAUGGAUUUCACUAUUAGAUGGAAUCAAUGUCAUGUAGAAGGAGGCAAUAUUUGAUCUUAUGUCACAUUGCUAGAAGAUUCAGCUAAUUGUGAAUACAGUACAGGAAUAAGAGCACUCUAUUCAUUUAAUGGAGUAUGCUAGGAAAGUAGUUUUAACCAGUUGCUGUUUAUAUUUAUUCAUUUUUUCUGAUGCUUUACUCCAAAUCAGCUUACAGUGUUCAGUUACCCACACUUAUUUACCCAUUUAUGUACUUUUAUUGGAGCAAUGUAGAGUAAAUGCAUUAUUCAGGGGUAUGGUAGCAGUAGGCCAGCUCUGAACCUGCAGCCUUUGGAUCCCAAAGCAACAGUGCUAACCAGCAGGCUACCAGCUGCCUCAUGGCUUGUGUGUGAUGUAUUUGGAAAAAGAAGGGCUUGUAAACAUGGUCACAGCAGCAUCUUCCAAAAGAACUAAGAAUGGCCUCUGAAGUAGAUAUGAAAAUAAACCCAAUCUAUAGGGUUAGUGAGUUGCAAAGGAGGUCAAUAAUCUAUGUUGAUUUGUAAACUAAACUAAUAUUGUUUAUGUAUUUAAUUCAGAAUGAUGUACUUUUUUUUUCGUUUGAACCAAAAUCUGGAGUUGAUAAUGCCUGGAGUGGUAUGUCUUUGUCUCUUCAAAGUGGGUAUACAGAAUAAUACUUUAUCAGAAUUUUAUCAUUUUAGUUGAAUGUAACAAGGUGUGUAAUUUCAAUGACAAGCCCUCAAGAACAGAUAAAUAUUCUGCAUAAAAAUAAUAAAAUGUAGUAGCCUUGGUAGUCCAAUGGUACGCAUUGCUCACCUGCUGGAAAAUAGCUGUAAUUUCCUCAAGUAGCGUUCUUAUGAGGAUUAACAGGAUAUUUAAGGAGUUAGGUAAAAAAAAAAGAAAGAUUUUACCUCUUCAAGCCUUGUGAAUUACUUGAGCUCCAGUGGUUUGUGAAAUAUGGCUGUAAGAAAGAUUUUGUGCUUUUUGUGCUGAAAUUUGGAUUAGUGAGACCUGCUGCACCAGUGGAGACUUUGUUUCCCUCAAAGUGCAUGUUAAUGUUCAGUUUCACUUGCUCCUUCAUUAUGUUACAGCUAUUCCUGCAAAGGUCUGCACACACCCUCAGGAUUUAAUUUUUACAGUGAGACAAAUUAUUAUUUCCAGAAUGAUUAUUAUUCAGGUUAUCGGAUGGAAGGUGCAAAAGGUAAAUGUUUCUAAAACAAUGGCCAGUAAUAAUUGACCACAGGCUUGUGUUCUAUAUAAUGUAGGAAGGGCAAAUUUUUCUCUGGUGUACUUAUUUCACGGGUAAGGUGAUGGAGCAGUUUUUUUUGUGCGUUUGCAACACUCUGAUUCUUGAAGCAGUUAAAUCAAACACAACAGGACAGAUGGAAUAAUACUAACAAUUGUUAUUGCAUCAUAUUUUUUAUUAUUUUUAUUUCAGUGAUGGUUUAGAAUUGUUUAGUUCACAUUUUUAAAUCAACAUUUUAAGAUGGAAGAGUCCAACUUCUCGAGUGCUUUUUAGUUAAAAUUU